Punica granatum (pomegranate) is the source of this 2867-nucleotide messenger RNA. The record is from RefSeq and is a predicted model, not a curated record. Lineage: Eukaryota; Viridiplantae; Streptophyta; Magnoliopsida; Myrtales; Lythraceae.
UCCUUUACUCUUUUAUUGCCGGCGAGUCCCCGCAGGCCAAUUGACUGUUCUACCCCUCACCCGAUCCCCCGAAACAAAACUCACCGAACCAACCGCUGUAGUCAUUUUAGUCAAACCGCAACUCAAACCCCCCGGAUUUCCCUUCCCUCUGUCUAAAUACCCAGAAAAUUGCUCCCUCCGUCUCCUUUCCAUAACCGUUACCCCGAAGCCUGUCGCCGGCGAUGAACUCCGCCGCCAAGAUCCGCCGUAAGGUGGCGCCCGCGUCCUUGGCCGAUGGCGGAGACUCCGCGGACAAGCAGGAGCAACUCCUCCUGUCCUCGGCGAUAUGCAACAACGAGGACCUCGGCCCUUUCAUCCGCAAGGCCUUCGCCACGGGGAAGCCCGACUCGCUUCUCCACCACCUCCGCCACUUCGCCCGGUCCAAGGAGUCCGAGAUCGAGGAGGUCUGCAAGGCUCACUACCAGGACUUCAUCCUCGCCGUCGACGACCUCCGAUCUCUGCUCUCCGACGUCGAUUCACUCAAAUCCUCCCUCCACCGUUCCAACUCCACCGUCCAGUCCGUCGCCGUCCCUCUCCUGAACUCCCUCGACUCUUUCCUCGAGGCUAGGAACACCUUCGUCAACAUCAACCUCGCGCUCCACUCCGUCCACUCCUGCAUCAAGCUGCUUGAGCUCUGCUCGAGAGCAAAUCUACAUCUCUCCAGCAACAACUUCUAUAUGGCUCUCAAGUGCAUGGACGCCAUUGAAGGUGAGUACGUCGAUAAAAUUCCGUCCGUUACUCUGAAGAAGAUGCUCGAGAGGAAGAUUCCCGAGAUUCGAUCUUACAUCGAGAGGAAAGUGAGCAAGGAGUUUGGGGAUUGGCUCGUGGAGAUCCGCGUCGUGAGCAGAAACUUGGGUCAAGUGGCUAUUGGACAGGCGUCCGCUGCGAGACAGAGAGAGGAGGAACUGAGGAUUAAGCAGAGGCAAGCUGAGGAACAGAGCCGGCUCAGCUUGAGGGACUGUGUCUACGCCCUGCAAGAGGAAGACGACGAAGACGUGCUCUGCGGCGCGAUUGAAGCCGGUGGAAACUCGGAGAACGGAGUCCUAGGGUUCGAUUUGACUCCGCUUUACAAAGCUUAUCACAUCCACCAGACUUUGGGCCUGGAGGAUCGGUUCAAGCAGUACUAUUUCGAGAACAGGAAGCUCCAACUGACUUCCGAUUUUCAGGUAUCCUCCAUGACGCCUUUUCUCGAAUCUCACCAGACUUUCUUCGCGCAAAUUGCCGGAUUCUUCAUUGUGGAGGAUCGAAUUAUGCGGACUAGUGGCGGGUUGAUCUCAAAACUUGAAGUCGAGAAUCUCUGGGAGACUGCUGUUAGUAAAAUGUGCUCUGUCUUAGAGGAUCAGUUCUCUAGGAUGCAGACUGCUAGUCACCUAUUGCUCAUUAAGGACUAUGUCAGCCUGUUAGGAGUGACUCUUCGAAGGUACGGGUACCUGGUUGAUGCAUUGCUCGAUGUCUUGAGUAAACACAGGGAUAAGUACCACGAGCUGUUGUUGUCGGAUUGCCGAAAACAGAUAGCAGAAGCCCUAGCUGCUGAUAAGUUUGAGCAGAUGCUGAUGAAGAAAGAGUACGAGUACUCCAUGAAUGUUCUUUCUUUCCAGCUCCAAACCUCAGAUAUUGUCCCUGCAUUCCCCUAUGUCGCACCAUUUUCAUCAACUGUACCGGACUGUUGCCGCAUUGUGCGUUCUUUUAUUGAGGAUUCUGUGAGUUUUAUGUCAUAUGGUGGACAGCUGGAUUUCUAUGAUGUUGUAAAGAAGUAUUUGGACCGGCUUCUGAGCGAGGUUUUGGACGGUGCCUUGUUGAAGAUCAUCAGUUCAUCUAUUCAUGGAGUUUCUCAAGCUAUGCAGGUUGCUGCUAACAUGGCUGUUUUGGAGCGAGCAUGUGAUUUCUUCUUCCGUCAUGCUGGCCAGCUCUCUGGGCUUCCUCCAAGAAUGGUGGAGAGAAGCAGGAGGCAGUUCCCUCUGACAAAGGCUCGGGAUGCAGCAGAGGAUAUGCUAUCUGGAUUGCUCAAGACGAAGGUUGACGGUUUUAUGAUAUUGAUCGAGAAUGUUAACUGGAUGGCUGAUGAGCCUCCACAAAGUGGAAAUGAAUAUGUGAACGAGGUUAUUAUUUAUUUGGAGACCCUCGUUUCUACUGCUCAGCAGAUAUUGCCUGCUCAAGUUCUCAAGAGAGUUUUACAGGAUGUUCUCUCUCACAUCUCAGAGAAGAUUGUCGGUGCUUUAUAUGGUGACACAGUGAAGAGGUUUAACGUUAAUGCCAUAACGGGUCUCGAUGUCGAUGUAAGACUGUUGGAAUCUUUCGCAGAUAAUCAAGGUUCCCUGUUCUCAGACGAGGAAGCUAGUCAAAUGAAAACAGCACUUGCUGAGGCAAGGCAGAUGGUCAACUUGCUCUUGAGCAAUCACCCGGAGAAUUUCUUAAAUCCUGUAAUCAGGGAGAGGAGCUACAACACCCUUGACUACAGGAAAGUAGUAACAAUCUCGGAGAAGUUGAGGGAUACCUCAGAUAGGUUAUUUUCAACCUUUGGGACGAGGGGAUCGAGGCAGAAUCCCAAAAAGAAAUCUCUGGACACCCUGAUAAAGAGGCUCAGGGAGGCGAAUUAAUUCAUACUGAGAGCUGUAGGUGUGAUGGUUCUUUUUUACUUCUGUUGGUUGCUUGUAUAAUUCUUUUGCAGUUGCAGUUUUGCUGUUAUCUCAUAGGCAGGAAGAUCUGAUUGAUGUUCUCUUUGCAUUCCAUCAACACUUGCAUAAGUUCAUUUUGUAUGUAUUACUUUUUAUACCUUGCAUCAGUUGUAUCAUUCUUUUAACCCCAUAUUAUUGAUAAGUUUUGUUGUC